AUGGCUGGCCACGGUAUCCCCCGUUCUUUCCGCCACAUUGACGGCUUCGGUGUGCACACCUUCCGUCUCGUCACUGACAACGGCGACACCAAGCUUGUCAAGUUCCACUGGAAGUCGCUGCAGGGUCGCGCCAGUAUGGUCUGGGAAGAGGCACAGCAGGUCUCAGGCAAGAACGCGGAUUUCAUGCGCCAGGAUCUGUUCGAGUCGAUCGAGAACGGUUACUAUCCUGAGUGGGAGUUGGGUGCGCAGAUCAUGGAUGAGGAUGAUCAGUUGCGGUUUGGCUUUGAUCUGCUGGAUCCUACCAAGAUCGUUCCUGAGGAGCUCGUUCCCGUCACGCCUCUGGGUAAGAUGCAGCUCAACCGCAACCCGCGCAACUUCUUUGCCGAGACUGAGCAGGCCAUGUUCCAACCAGGCCACAUCGUCCGCGGUAUUGACUUCACCGACGACCCCCUCCUCCAAGGCCGCCUGUUUUCCUACCUUGACACCCAGCUUAACCGUCACGGUGGCCCCAACUUUGAACAACUUCCCAUCAACCAGCCCCGCGUCCCCUUCCACAACAACAACCGCGAUGGCGCUGCCCAGAUGUUUAUCCCCCUAAACCGCGACGCCUACACGCCCGGUCCCCACACCACCAACCAAGGCGCCCCCAAACAAGCCAACCAAACCGUCGGCAACGGCUUCUUCACUGCGCCCAACCGCAAAUCUGGCGGCAACCUCCAGCGCACCGUCUCCUCGACCUUCAGCGACAACUGGUCGCAGCCGCGCCUCUUCUACAACUCGCUCAACCCCGUCGAGCAGCAAUUUAUCAUCGAUGCGAUGCGCUUUGAGAACUCGAAUGUCAAGUCCGAGGUCGUCCGCAACAAUGUCAUUAUCCAGCUGAACCGUGUCUCUAAUGACCUUGCCCGCCGCGUCGCCCGUGCCAUUGGCAUUGAAGAACCCUCUCCUGACUCUACCUUCUACCAUAACAACAAGACGACCAACGUGGGUACCUUCGGCGCUAAGCUGCGGAAGCUCGAGGGUUUGAAGGUCGGCUACCUCGCGUCCGUGGACAAUAAGGACUCUCUUACCGAAGCCGCCACGCUCAGCGAGAGUCUUUCCGAGAACGGUGUUGAAGUCGUCGUCGUCGCCGAGCGGUUGACCGACGGCGUCGACCAGACGUACUCCGGCUCCGACGCUAUCCAGUUCGAUGCGGUGGUUGUUGCCAACGGUGCGGAGAGUCUGUUCAGCUCCUCUAGUUUGACUGGCGGUGCUGCGAGCACGCUCUUCCCUGCUGGUCGGCCAUUGAAGAUUCUGAUUGAUGGGUUCCGGUUCGGUAAGCCUGUUGCUGCGCUUGGUAAUGCUAUUACUGCGCUGCGGGACGCUGCUAUUUCUCCGAGCAGGGAGGGUGUGUAUGUGGCCAAGUCUGCUGAUGACAUUGUCGAUGAGAUCAAGGAGGGUCUCUACACCUUUAAAUUCCUUGACAGAUUUGCUGUUGACAACUAA
Molecule: messenger RNA, 1482 nt
Organism: Aspergillus chevalieri
Lineage: Eukaryota; Fungi; Ascomycota; Eurotiomycetes; Eurotiales; Aspergillaceae
Exons: 2
Coding region: 1-1482 (493 amino acids)
Biological process (GO): response to oxidative stress; hydrogen peroxide catabolic process
Cellular component (GO): cytosol
Molecular function (GO): heme binding; catalase activity
Source: RefSeq, a predicted model, not a curated record